This is a messenger RNA of Marmota monax (woodchuck), 8848 nucleotides long. RefSeq names its product citron rho-interacting serine/threonine kinase (gene Cit). Gene Ontology annotation, cellular component: cytoplasm; cytoskeleton. The coding region runs from base 65 to 6400 and encodes 2111 amino acids. The record is from RefSeq and is a predicted model, not a curated record. Gene Ontology annotation, molecular function: protein serine/threonine kinase activity; ATP binding. The transcript has 49 exons. Gene Ontology annotation, biological process: actomyosin structure organization; mitotic cytokinesis; peptidyl-threonine phosphorylation. NCBI's taxonomy places the organism in Eukaryota, Metazoa, Chordata, Mammalia, Rodentia, Sciuridae.
CAAACGCUGCGGCGGGAGUCGCGGGGCGCAGGCUUGCAGGGUCGGCUGUGGCACCAGUGAGGAGAUGCUGAAGUUCAAGUAUGGAUCACGGAAUACACAGGAUGCUGGUGCCAUUGAGCCCAUUGCCAGCCGGGCCUCCAGGCUGAAUCUCUUCUUCCAGGGGAAACCACCCUUUAUGACUCAACAGCAGAUGUCUCCUCUUUCCCGAGAAGGGAUAUUAGAUGCCCUCUUUGUUCUCUUUGAAGAAUGCAGUCAGCCUGCUCUGAUGAAGAUUAAGCACGUGAGCAACUUCGUCCGGAAGUAUUCUGACACCAUAGCUGAGUUACAGGAGCUCCAGCCUUCGGCAAAGGACUUUGAAGUCAGAAGUCUUGUAGGUUGUGGCCACUUUGCUGAAGUGCAGGUGGUAAGAGAGAGAGCAACUGGGGACAUCUAUGCCAUGAAAAUCAUGAAGAAGAAGGCCUUGUUGGCCCAGGAGCAGGUUUCAUUUUUUGAGGAAGAACGGAACAUAUUAUCUCGGAGCACAAGCCCUUGGAUCCCCCAAUUACAGUAUGCCUUCCAGGAUAAAAAUAACCUUUACCUGGUCAUGGAAUAUCAGCCUGGAGGGGAUUUGCUGUCACUUUUGAAUAGAUAUGAGGACCAAUUAGAUGAAAAUAUGAUUCAGUUUUACCUAGCUGAACUGAUUUUGGCUGUUCACAGUGUUCAUCAGAUGGGAUAUGUACACCGCGACAUCAAGCCAGAGAAUGUUCUCAUUGACCGAACAGGACACAUCAAGUUGGUGGAUUUUGGAUCAGCUGCUAAAAUGAAUUCAAAUCAAAUGGUGAACUCCAAACUCCCGAUUGGGACCCCAGAUUACAUGGCUCCUGAAGUGCUGACCAUUAUGAAUGGGGACGGGAAAGGUGUCUACGGUACAGACUGUGACUGGUGGUCCGUGGGAGUCAUUGCUUACGAAAUGGUUUAUGGGAGAACCCCAUUCACGGAGGGAACCUCAGCCAGAACCUUCAAUAACAUCAUGAACUUCCAGCGGUUUUUGAAAUUUCCGGAUGACCCCAAAGUGAGCAGUGGAUUCCUUGAUCUCAUUCAAAGUUUGUUGUGUGGCCAGAGAGAAAGGUUGAAGUUUGAGGGCCUCUGUUGCCACCCUUUCUUCUCUAAAAUCGACUGGAAUGACAUUCGUAACUCGCCCCCCCCCUUCGUCCCCACCCUCAAGUCUGAUGAUGACACCUCCAAUUUUGAUGAACCAGAGAAGAAUUCGUGGGUUUCAUCCUCUCCGUGCCAGCUGAGCCCCUCGGGUUUCUCGGGCGAAGAACUGCCGUUUGUGGGGUUUUCGUACAGCAAGGCACUGGGGAUUCUUGGUAGAUCUGAGUCUGUUGUGUCGGGUCUGGACUCCCCUGCCAAGACUAGCUCCAUGGAAAAGAAACUUCUCAUCAAAAGCAAAGAGCUGCAAGACUCUCAGGACAAGUGUCACAAGAUGGAGCAGGAAAUGACCCGGUUACAUCGGAGAGUGUCAGAGGUGGAGGCUGUGCUUAGUCAGAAGGAGGUGGAGCUGAAGGCCUCUGAGACUCAGAGAUCCCUCCUGGAGCAGGACCUUGCCACCUACAUCACAGAAUGCAGUAGCUUAAAGCGAAGUUUGGAGCAAGCACGGAUGGAGGUGUCCCAGGAGGAUGACAAAGCACUGCAGCUUCUCCAUGACAUCAGAGAGCAGAGCCGGAAGCUCCAAGAAAUCAAAGAGCAGGAGUACCAGGCUCAAGUGGAAGAAAUGAGGCUGAUGAUGAAUCAGUUGGAAGAGGAUCUUGUCUCAGCAAGAAGACGAAGCGAUCUGUACGAAUCUGAGCUGAGAGAGUCUCGGCUUGCCGCCGAAGAGUUCAAGCGGAAAGCGACAGAAUGUCAGCAUAAACUGAUGAAGGUAGUCAGCCAUCCCCCAGGAGGAUGCUCUUUGGGCACAGUCAUGGAUGAUCUUAGCAAGACACAAGGGAGCACUAGCUUAGCUAAGGAUCAAGGGAAGCCUGAAGCAGGAGAAUAUUCCAAACUUGAGAAGAUCAAUGCCGAGCAGCAGCUCAAAAUCCGGGAGCUCCAAGAAAAGCUGGAAAAGGCGGUAAAAGCCAGCACAGAGGCCACCGAGCUGCUGCAGAACAUCCGCCAGGCCAAGGAGCGAGCCGAGAGGGAGCUGGAGAAGCUGCAGAACCGAGAAGACUCUUCUGAAGGCAUAAGAAAGAAGCUGGUGGAAGCCGAGGAACGCCGCCAUUCUCUGGAGAACAAGGUAAAGAGACUAGAGACCAUGGAGCGUAGAGAAAACAGACUGAAGGAUGACAUCCAGACAAAAUCCCAACAGAUCCAGCAGAUGGCUGAUAAAAUUCUGGAGCUGGAGGAGAAACACCGGGAGGCCCAGAUCUCAGCUCAGCACCUAGAAGUACACCUGAAGCAGAAAGAACAGCACUACGAGGAAAAAAUUAAAGUGUUGGACAAUCAGAUAAAGAAAGACUUGGCAGAUAAGGAGAGCCUGGAGAACCUGAUGCAGAGACACGAGGAGGAGGCCCAUGAGAAGGGCAAGAUUCUCAGCGAGCAGAAGGCGAUGAUCAACGCUAUGGAUUCCAAGAUCAGAUCCCUGGAACAGAGGAUUGUGGAACUGUCUGAAGCCAAUAAACUGGCAGCAAACAGCAGUCUCUUCACCCAAAGGAACAUGAAGGCCCAGGAAGAGAUGAUUUCAGAACUCAGGCAGCAGAAGUUUUACCUGGAGACGCAGGCUGGGAAAUUGGAGGCCCAGAACCGAAAGCUGGAAGAACAGCUGGAGAAAAUCAGCCACCAAGAUCACAGUGACAAGAGUCGGCUGCUGGAGCUGGAGACCAGGCUGAGGGAGGUCAGCCUGGAGCACGAGGAGCAGAAACUGGAGCUGAAGCGCCAGCUCACGGAGCUGCAGUUGUCCCUGCAGGAGCGCGAGUCCCAGCUGACAGCCCUGCAGGCCGCCCGGGCUGCCCUGGAGAGCCAGCUUCGGCAAGCUAAGACAGAGCUGGAGGAGACCACAGCAGAAGCGGAAGAGGAGAUCCAGGCUCUCACGGCGCAUAGAGAUGAAAUCCAGCGCAAAUUUGAUGCCCUUCGUAACAGCUGUACUGUCAUCACAGACCUGGAGGAGCAGCUAAACCAGCUGACUGAGGACAACGCUGAACUCAACAACCAAAACUUCUACCUGUCCAAACAACUCGAUGAGGCAUCUGGUGCCAACGAUGAGAUAGUCCAGCUGCGAAGUGAGGUGGACCAUCUUCGCCGUGAGAUCACCGAGAGGGAGAUGCAGCUCACCAGCCAGAAGCAAACGAUGGAGGCUCUGAAGACCACGUGCACGAUGCUGGAGGAGCAGGUCAUGGAUUUGGAGGCCCUGAAUGAUGAGCUGCUGGAGAAGGAGCGCCAGUGGGAGGCCUGGAGGAGUGUCCUUGGUGACGAGAAGUCCCAGUUUGAGUGUCGGGUUCGAGAGUUACAGAGGAUGCUGGACACGGAGAAGCAGAGCAGGGCAAGAGCUGACCAGCGGAUCACUGAGUCUCGCCAGGUGGUGGAGUUGGCAGUGAAGGAGCACAAGGCUGAGAUUCUCGCUCUGCAACAGGCUCUCAAAGAACAGAAGCUGAAAGCUGAGAGCCUCUCUGACAAGCUCAAUGACCUGGAGAAGAAGCACGCCAUGCUUGAAAUGAAUGCCCGAAGCCUGCAGCAGAAACUGGAGACAGAACGAGAGCUCAAACAGAGGCUUCUGGAAGAGCAAGCCAAGCUACAGCAGCAGAUGGACAUGCAGAAGAACCACAUUUUCCGUCUGACUCAAGGGCUGCAAGAAGCUUUGGAUAGGGCCGAUCUGCUGAAGACAGAAAGAAGCGAUCUGGAGUAUCAGCUGGAAAACAUUCAGGUUCUCUACUCUCAUGAAAAGGUGAAGAUGGAAGGCACUAUUUCUCAACAAACCAAACUCAUUGAUUUUCUGCAAGCCAAAAUGGACCAACCUGCUAAAAAGAAAAAGGGUUUAUUUAGUCGACGGAAAGAGGACCCUGCUUUACCCACACAGGUUCCUCUGCAGUACAAUGAGCUGAAGCUGGCCCUGGAGAAGGAAAAAGCUCGCUGUGCAGAGCUGGAGGAAGCCCUUCAGAAGACCCGCAUUGAGCUCCGAUCUGCCCGGGAGGAAGCUGCCCACCGCAAAGCCACAGACCACCCACAUCCUUCUACUCCAGCCACAGCGAGGCAGCAGAUUGCCAUGUCCGCCAUUGUGCGGUCACCUGAGCACCAGCCCAGUGCCAUGAGCCUGCUUGCCCCACCGUCUAGCCGCAGAAAGGAGUCUUCAACCCCAGAAGAAUAUAGCCGGCGUCUUAAGGAGCGCAUGCACCACAAUAUUCCUCACCGAUUUAACGUAGGACUGAACAUGCGAGCCACAAAGUGUGCUGUGUGUCUGGAUACUGUACACUUCGGACGUCAGGCAUCCAAAUGUCUCGAAUGUCAGGUGAUGUGUCACCCCAAGUGCUCCACGUGCUUGCCAGCCACCUGCGGCCUGCCCGCCGAAUACGCCACACACUUCACCGAGGCCUUCUGCCGUGACAAAAUGAACUCCCCGGGUCUGCAGACCAAGGACCCCAGCAGCAGCCUGCACCUGGAAGGGUGGAUGAAAGUGCCCAGGAAUAACAAACGAGGACAGCAGGGCUGGGACAGGAAGUACAUUGUCCUGGAGGGAUCCAAAGUCCUCAUUUAUGACAAUGAAGCCAGAGAAGCUGGACAGAGGCCGGUGGAAGAAUUUGAGCUGUGCCUUCCCGACGGGGAUGUAUCUAUUCAUGGUGCCGUUGGUGCUUCCGAACUCGCAAAUACAGCCAAAGCAGAUGUCCCAUACAUACUGAAGAUGGAAUCUCACCCGCACACCACGUGCUGGCCCGGGAGGACCCUCUACCUGUUAGCUCCCAGCUUUCCUGACAAACAGCGCUGGGUCACCGCCUUAGAAUCAGUUGUCGCAGGUGGGAGAGUUUCUAGGGAGAAGGCAGAAGCCGAUGCCGCCCGUGGCUGGGUUUUCUACGAGCUUCUGACAGCGUGGGUUCAGAAAUUGCUUGGAAACUCCCUGCUGAAACUGGAAGGUGAUGACCGGCUGGACAUGAACUGCACACUGCCCUUCAGUGACCAGGUGGUGUUGGUGGGCACCGAGGAAGGGCUGUAUGCACUGAAUGUCUUGAAAAACUCCUUAACCCAUGUGCCAGGAAUUGGAGCAGUCUUCCAAAUUUAUAUCAUCAAGGACCUGGAGAAGCUACUCAUGAUAGCAGGAGAAGAGCGGGCCCUGUGUCUGGUGGACGUGAAGAAAGUGAAGCAGUCCCUGGCGCAGUCGCACCUUCCCGCCCAGCCAGACAUCUCGCCCAACAUCUUCGAAGCUGUGAAGGGCUGCCACUUGUUUGCUGCUGGCAAGAUUGAGAAUGGGCUCUGUAUCUGUGCAGCCAUGCCCAACAAAGUCGUCAUCCUCCGCUACAACGAAAACCUCAGCAAGUACUGCAUUCGGAAGGAGAUCGAGACCUCAGAGCCCUGCAGCUGCAUCUACUUCACCAAUUAUAGUAUCCUCAUCGGAACCAACAAAUUCUACGAAAUCGACAUGAAGCAGUACACGCUAGAGGAAUUCCUGGACAAGAACGACCACUCCUUGGCGCCUGCUGUGUUUGCUUCCUCUUCCAACAGCUUCCCCGUCUCCAUCGUGCAGGUGAACGGGGCAGGGCAGCGAGAGGAGUACCUGCUGUGCUUCCACGAAUUUGGGGUGUUCGUGGAUUCUUACGGAAGACGUAGCCGCACAGAUGAUCUCAAGUGGAGCCGCUUACCCUUGGCCUUUGCCUACAGAGAACCCUAUCUGUUUGUGACCCACUUCAACUCACUGGAAGUCAUUGAAAUCCAGGCACGCUCCUCGCUGGGGACCCCUGCCCGAGCGUAUCUGGAAAUCCCGAACCCACGCUACCUGGGCCCUGCGAUUUCCUCAGGAGCGAUUUACCUGGCCUCCUCGUAUCAGGAUAAAUUAAGGGUCAUAUGCUGCAAAGGAAACCUUGUGAAGGAGUCCGGCACCGACCACCACCGGGUCCCGUCCACCUCCCGCAGCAGCCCCAACAAGCGAGGCCCACCGACGUACAAUGAGCACAUCACCAAGCGCGUGGCCUCCAGUCCGGCGCCACCCGAAGGCCCCAGCCACCCCCGAGAGCCAAGCACACCCCACCGCUACCGCGAGGGGCGGACAGAGCUACGCAGGGACAAGUCUCCCGGCCGCCCCCUGGAGCGCGAGAAGUCCCCAGGCCGCAUGCUUAGCACGCGGAGGGAGCGGUCCCCUGGGAGGCUGUUUGAAGACAGCAGCAGGGGCCGGCUGCCUGUGGGAGCCGUGAGGACCCCACUGUCGCAGGUCAACAAGGUCUGGGACCAGUCCUCAGUAUAAAUCUCAGCCAGAAAAAAAAAAAACAAAAAAAAAAAAACAACUCCUCAUCUCAAGUCUGCAGGAAAACACCAAACACACUAUGGAACUCCACUGCAGGGGACCCCAGCACCCAUCUGCUCAGCCACCCACGGCACAGCUGGGCACAGCCCUGCCUCGGCUCGGACACCCCUGUCUCCAGAGGUGCAGGUGGCCGGGGCUCUUGAGAGCUGUCAUUGCUUGGGGCCUCCUCCAGGCACCUUCCUGCAGUCACCCUCUUUGCACUUUGUUACUCUUUCAAGCAUUCAUAAACUUUUGUACCUAGCUCUAGCCUGUACCAGUUCAUCAGAGGAAACCAACCGGAACACUAACUGUGGUUAGAAUCCUAAUUAGCUACUUUAAGAUCCUGGGGUUGGUUGGUUUUUCUUUUUGGUUUUCUCCUUUGUUUCUUCUUCUUCUUCUUUUUUUUUUUCAAAGACAACAGAAUUCUUAAUAGAUUUGAAUAGCAGUGUAUUUCCUGUUGUAGUCAUUUUUAGCUAGAUCACACCAUCAGGUCUCUGCCACUGAAACGUAGUGUAGAAGAGUCCCCGUUGUUCCGCUAAUCUCCCAAGUUCCUGUCGCUUCAUUCUCGUUCCAGUCCAUUUUCAUAGAUGGCCCUGCUUUAUGUAGGGUGACAUCGUAGCCAAAUGUUUACUGUUCUCAUUGCCUUUUAUGGCCUUGACGACUUCCCCUCCCACCAGCUAAGAAUGUACGGAGGUCAUCGGGCCUCAGCUUGGAGGCAGUGACCUGGGGCCAAGGGACCUCACCGAGCUUUCCUUCCUCGACCCCCAGUGUCAUCCCCAGCCUGCUGUCCCCGCUUACCAUGUAGCUUUGGCCAGGAAAGCAUGCAAUAGACUUGCUCUGAGCCCAGCAUUAAUGGGUCUUGGGGUUGGGGUCUUGGGUUGGGAGGGGACUGUCCUUGAUGGCGUGUUGCUCCCCACUCUGGGAUGGGGAGGAGACCCGUCCAGGAGCUCUGCAUGGCGGUUCACUGCAUGUGCUGCCCCCUGACCUGGCUGACCCCUUUGGGUUGCGCUGCCAAUGUGUUGAUGCCAUCCCAUAGCUCCCGCCGAAUCGAGACCCUCUGCCGACUUGCCAACAACUGGCCACAACAAGCUGCAGUCUGUAGCACUGAACAAACAAACAAAACGCUCAAGCCUUACGACCAGAGAAGGACUUCAGCAAACCGCCCCCGACUCGGUUUCCCCUCUGACCCUCAUGCUCCCCUGCCGACUUCCUCACGGAUGACUGUGUUCACACAAAAUCCAGCACGGUUCUACCCUGAAACUGUGACUUCUCAAAUGAGCCUUUGCCUAGGGCUAGACAUAAGACCAGGAUGUUAGAGAGAAGCCGUAGCUCAACUCUUCCAGCCCCCUUGGGUUGGCUGGUCCUCCCUAGGUGCAGUGCGGCGCCCCCUAUUUCUCUCUGCCUUCUUUCAGAGGGCUGAGUUCCUGGCAACUGGUAUAGAACCAACCUAGAGGCUUUGCAGUUGGCAAGCUAACUAGCGGCCUUAUUUCUGCCUUUAAUCUCCCACAAGGCCUCUCCUGCUUUGGAUUCUCCAUGAUUCUUAGGCAUGCCUCAAAACCAAGGCACAUCCUAGGUGGGCUGAAGGUAGACCUGUUUCCACCGCAGCAGGUGAACGUGACCGUGUUUUCAACCCAUGUGUCCACAGUUCAAGUCACUUUCCAGAUUGCAACCUGGCCCAAAUACCGGCUCCUUCCUGCUCGUCUCUUAACCUAAGUGCUUUCUUGUUUGAACCACCCAUGAACCUCCGUGUUGUAGCCCAUUGCCAAGUGUCCUGCUGCUGUGUUUUAUGUGUUGCUUGGGAUCAUAUUCUCUUCCCCCUCCCCUAGGGCAGAUCUGACUGAAUGUUUGCUGAAGUUUUUGUCUCUUGGUCCACAAGUAUUUGGAAAGGUCACUGAUAAUUGGUCUUUCAGUCUUGGCAUUUCAUUUAGGAUCUCCAUGAGAAAAAGGGCAUCACAAGCCCUGAAAAAUGUAUAUUGUGUGUCUCAUUUGUGAAAUGCUUCCUGCUAUAUAGAACUAGCUCAAAAGACUGUACAUAUUUACAAGAAACUUUAUAUUCGUAAAAAAAAAGGAAAUUGAAUUGGUUUCUACUUUUUUAUUGUAAAAGGUGCAUUUUUCAACACUUACUUUUGGUUUCAACGGUGGUAGUUACGGACAGCCAUCUUCAUCAGAGGGUUGGGCGCUCCAUGUGUCCACCAAGACGCCAGCAGGAAAUAUCGAAACAUGAAAUUGCAGUCAAAAGCUUAUUAGUAUAAAUAAGAUUCCAGGUCUCCAAAAGUACAGGCUUUUUCUUCAUUACCUUUUUUAUUCAGAAUAAGGAUGAGAACAUAAGGAACAAUCCAAGAUCCACCUUGAGAGAGAUGAACUUUGUUGUUGAACAAUAGUGAAAUAAAGCAAUGAUCUAAAAAUGUU